GUGACGAAUGUUGGAAAAACAUUUGAAAAACCAUCAGAUGCAGAUAUUGGUUCCGUGAUAUAUUAUGUUACACAACAAAAUAUACUCGUUGUUGAUAUACCAUUAAAUAAAAAUAAUUCACAACAAUCAGAUAUCAUAAAUAAGCAGGAUGCACCAAGACGUUUAUCGUUGAGUGUGAAUAGGACUGAUGAACUAUGGCAACAGCAACAAAACUAUUUAACGCUUCAACGCCAACGACAUCAAACCAUUUCAGAUAUGAAUAAUUCAAGAAAUACACAUUUUGAUAUUGCACAUACCACACCGCCUACAUAUCAUUCUUUGAUUAAGGUUAAAAUAGAAGUCCCACUAGAAGCAUUACAAAAUAGGAAAACAAUAACUAUUCAAAACCUCGAAACGUCAAAAACAAUUCAAAACCCCAAAACCGUGGCCGCAACAAAUCAAAAAUUUGAACAACAACAAGCAGUUGAUACUACAUGUGAUUUGUAUCCAAAAUUAAUAACUGUGGAACGAACAAAGUCAUCCCUAACGAGUAAUACUGGUAAUAAUAUUCAACUACCAACACGAUUAAUUCAACGUGAUAAAAUAAUACCGAUUCAGAGAGAUGGUAGUUCGUUUACAAAAAAAUACGAUCAACAUAAUAUUAUUCAACAGGCACCAAAUAACUGCAAGAUUGGUCAUUUAACACCAAACAAAGUUCCACCCGAACUAUUACGCAGUGAUCAAACAAUAACAAUUCGCGAGAGUGAGUUAUCCAUAACAAAAACAACAGGAUCAACAGACACUUUUCACCGCCUUGAUGAAGCCCAUCAGCAACAAUACUUUCUUUCCCCAGAUAGACAAAGUCAACAGCAAUCAUUAACAGAAAACGCAAAUCGAUAUAAGCAAUGUUUACAGGUAUGUCGAUUGCUUAUUUUCUUAUGUCUUCAUUGAUUCUACGGUGAUUAAUUAAUUGUUAAUAGGACCCAUAUUUUG
Messenger RNA from Didymodactylos carnosus, 972 nucleotides. The record is from the annotation of a GenBank genome assembly. NCBI's taxonomy places the organism in Eukaryota, Metazoa, Rotifera, Eurotatoria, Philodinida, Philodinidae.